Messenger RNA from Telopea speciosissima, 513 nucleotides. RefSeq names its product GPI-anchored protein LLG1-like. The coding region runs from base 1 to 513 and encodes 170 amino acids. The record is from RefSeq and is a predicted model, not a curated record. NCBI's taxonomy places the organism in Eukaryota, Viridiplantae, Streptophyta, Magnoliopsida, Proteales, Proteaceae. The transcript is spliced from 3 exons.
AUGUGGUGUGUUCCAUCACUGGAUGUGAUCAAGAUUAAUUGCGUUGCAAGUAUGAUUCCAAACUCAUCGAAUGGUGGUUUAGAGAAUGUCUUAGAAUCUUACAGAUCCACCGGCCGGAACCUCCUUCAGGCGAAAACGAAUUGCCCUGUGAGCUUUGAGUUUUUGAACUACACAAUAAUUACAAGCCAAUGCAAAGGGCCACAAUACCUACCCAAGCUCUGUUGUGGAGCCUUUAAGGAAUUAGCUUGCCCUUAUGCAACUGAGUUGAAUGACUUAACCAACGAUUGUGCAUCGACCAUGUUCAGUUACAUUAAUCUUUAUGGAAAAUACCCACCUGGUUUGUUUUCUAGCGAGUGCCAAGACACUAAGGAAGGGCUUACAUGCAAUCUUGCACCACCACCGGCUGAAAAUGUCAAAGCAAAUGGAGCUUGGAAUUGGAAGACAGUAUCAUUACAUUUUCCAGUGCUUGUAACAGGGAUUUCACUAGUAGUACUACUUGUUCAGAUGUUAUGA